Fusarium subglutinans is the source of this 1227-nucleotide messenger RNA. RefSeq lists its product as uncharacterized. The record is from RefSeq and is a predicted model, not a curated record. The transcript has 2 exons. Lineage: Eukaryota; Fungi; Ascomycota; Sordariomycetes; Hypocreales; Nectriaceae. The coding region runs from base 1 to 1227 and encodes 408 amino acids.
AUGGCAGCAUUAGCAGAGAAAAUCGGCACCAAGCUUCUGGUGAAGUUUGCUUGUGGCAUUGCAGAGGCUGCUGGCGCCAAGGUUCUUGAGAAGGGACUUGAGGAACUUUUUGGCAGCGAUGAGCAGAAUCUUCAAAACGAGAUCGCAGAUGUCAAGCAGAAACUCGAAGAAGCCAUCGGCCUCAUUCGCGAUGUCAAGAAGUCUAUUGACAACCUUGCCAGUCAAUUGGCCGAUAGCAUCCUGCAACUUCGAAGUGACUCCUUGAAGAGUCACUUGACAAAGAUUGACAGUCUGUAUAAUGGCAUCGUCGACAUUUUCGAGACUGUUGUUCGUGACUCCGCGAUCGCGGACCUUGAGAAGCGUCAGGGAAAAAUGCGCGAUCUCCAAAAGAGAUUGGACAAUCAACUCAAGGAGGUUGUUAAGAGUGUUCCCGAGAGUCUGGAGCAGAUCAACAGCUUUCUGAGCGAGGAGGGAAACAAUUCGUUCCUGAAACAACUCGCUCAGCGUGCCUUUGACAACUCGGAAGAGUUCCGAAUUUUCUACCUUAGAUGCAGGGCUUUGGUCUACAGCUACUGGGCAGUUGUCGGUCGGGGUAUUGAGCUUCUGGAGAUGGCGACAAGUUCUCCGAAAGUCCAUUUCUCUGAAGGCGAGAAGACUGUCGCUCGCCACAUUGGAUAUCUGCAGAAGCAGCGUGAGCUCUUUGAGUCAUCUGUUGGCAAGUCUACCAUCGACCUCUACACCAGCUUGAUGGCAGUCAAAGAGGAAGGAAAGUUGGCAGUCUGGUUUGCGACUAACGCCUCAUCUGGAUUCCUAAAAUCCGAAACAGUUGUGUCCAUCGGCUUACCCGUCGCUGUUGCAAAAGCCGGGUGGCAGAAAUGGUAUCUGACACCUGCAUCGGGUAAGGAGUCACUUGAAUCCUUCAGCGCCUCUGCCUACUGUCUGCAAGAGAUUGAUACCGGCGAUUACUUGGGCAACGUGACUGCAGGUCAUGGCUAUGCUGCUAGCAGGUUCGUGCUUAAAGGACGUGGGUUCAAUAUCAAAGUCCCCGUCCAGUGGAACUGGUUCAUCAAGCCUUCAGCGCCAGGUUCCGACAGGUUCACUAUCAGGCAGGAGGAAUCUCCUGGCUGGGCUAUAUCUGUGGACAAUCUCACGAAGGCGUCGGCACUGUCUGGGCCCUUACCCAACCCAAGUGCUGAGUUGUUUCAGAUUCUACCCGUGGACAACUAA